GAGGCGAACCCUGCAUUCCCCACAAUUCCAAUCCGCCUUUGCCUCUAUCACUCGGAUUCCUGCAACUUGGAAGCCAAUAUGGAAGCACGUGGGCUCGUGGUUGCGUCUCUCCUCCUUUGCUUUUUAACAGGAUCUUGUUAUGGCAACCGCCUGUUCUCUUCCCUCAAACAGACCCUUGACGUUACCGCUUCACCUACACAGGGCCAAGUUCUGGAAGCUGGAGAAGCUAAAAUCAAAGUGACAUGGGGUUUGAACAGAACCCUACCGGCUGGCACGGACUCUGCCUACAAGAAGAUCAAGGUGAAGCUGUGCUACGCGCCUAUCAGCCAGAAAGAUCGCGCUUGGAGGAAGACGGAGGAGGAGCUCUCGAGGGACAAGACCUGCCAGCACGUCAUCGUAUCCAGACCCUACGAUGCCUCCAACACGACCGCGCAGAGCUUCGAGUGGACUGUAGAGAAAGACGUGCCCACCGCCACGUACUUCGUACGCGCCUACGCCUUUGACGCCGCCGACCACGAGGUGGCUUAUGGUCAGACCACGGACACCGGGAAGACCAAAAAUUUGUUCCAAGUCCUCGGAAUCAGCGGACGCCACGCGUCCCUGGAUAUCUGCUCGGCUGUUUUCAGCGCUUUCUCUGUGGUGUCCCUCUUCGUCUUCUUCUACAUUGAGAAGAGGAAGGCUAAGGUUUCCCAACCCAAGAUAGAGAUGACGGGUCAAUAGUGUGUUCAUAGGUAAAACGACAUGCAGUAUUGGUUUUCCUUUCAAGCUUAUAUAAGCCCCUUCUAGUUGUAUUCACCCAUACCAAAACGGCCUUUGUUCGGGAAGGCAGAAUGGUCUUGUUUGGAAUUAAGGUGGUGUUCCAUUGUUGUUGUCUAUAUUUUUAGGAUAUAUGAAGAAAUAAUUAAGAGAUAGAAUGCCACUCUUAUUUUUACUUGUUUGUCUACGAUGUUGAGUUCUCUGAGUUGUCAUCAUUUCUAGCGGACUCAUCUAUUGCUAGCUUGUUCAUGCCCACUUAUUCUGCACUAUUUUAAAAUAAAUCAUAGAUUUGAGAA
Messenger RNA from Prosopis cineraria, 1052 nucleotides. Its product is annotated as high-affinity nitrate transporter 3.1. The record is from RefSeq and is a predicted model, not a curated record. Gene Ontology annotation, biological process: nitrate transmembrane transport; response to nitrate. The transcript is spliced from 2 exons. Bases 79 to 720 code for a protein of 213 amino acids. Gene Ontology annotation, molecular function: nitrate transmembrane transporter activity. Gene Ontology annotation, cellular component: plasma membrane. Lineage: Eukaryota; Viridiplantae; Streptophyta; Magnoliopsida; Fabales; Fabaceae.